CGCAGGCGCAGCUGGUCGGCUCAUUUCCCCCUGGCGCUUCUGCCAAGCUCUGGCGGACAAGUCUCGACAUCGUGCGCCCCCCCCCCCCGACUCCGGGACCGCUCCCUCCCCCUUCUCGGCGUAGUCGAAGAUAAACAAUAGUUGGCCGGCGAGCGCCGAGUGUGUAUCCCGCCGCCGGAUUCGGCGGGCUGCGUGGGACCGGCGGGAUCUCGGCCAGCCGGCCAUGGCGGGGCUGUACUCUCUGGGAGUGAGCGUCUUCUCAGACCAGGGCGGGAGGAAGUACAUGGAGGACGUUACUCAGAUCGUGGUGGAGCCCGAGCCCACGGCUGAAGAAGAGCCCUCGCCGCGGCGGUCUCUCUCUCAGCCGUUGCCUCCGCAGCGGUCACCGCUGGCUCUUCCUGGCGGCGAAAUCUCGGGGAAAGGCCCGGCGGUGGCAGCCCGAGAGGCUCGCGACGCGCCGCCGGACGCCGGGGCCUCGCCGGCUCCCGGCUGCUGCUGCCGCCGCCGUUCCUCGGUGGCCUUUUUCGCCGUGUGCGACGGGCACGGCGGGCGGGAGGCGGCACAGUUUGCCCGGGAGCACUUGUGGGGUUUCAUCAAGAAGCAGAAGGGCUUCACCUCUUCCGAGCCGGCGAAGGUGUGCGCUGCCAUCCGCAAAGGCUUCCUCGCUUGUCAUCUCGCCAUGUGGAAGAAAUUGGCAGAAUGGCCAAAGACUAUGACAGGUCUUCCCAGCACGUCAGGGACAACUGCCAGUGUGGUCAUCAUACGGGGCCUGAAGAUGUAUGUAGCUCAUGUGGGUGACUCAGGGGUGGUUCUUGGAAUUCAGGAUGACCCAAAGGAUGAUUUUAUCAGAGCUGUGGAGGUGACACAGGACCAUAAGCCAGAACUUCCCAAGGAAAGAGAACGAAUUGAAGGACUUGGUGGGAGCGUGAUGAACAAGUCUGGGGUGAAUCGUGUAGUUUGGAAACGACCUCGGCUCACUCACAACGGACCUGUGAGAAGGAGCACAGUCAUUGACCAGAUUCCAUUUCUGGCAGUAGCAAGAGCACUUGGUGAUUUGUGGAGCUAUGAUUUCUUCAGUGGUGAGUUUGUGGUGUCACCUGAACCAGACACAAGUGUCCAUACUCUUGAUCCCCAGAAGCACAAGUAUAUUAUCUUGGGGAGUGAUGGACUUUGGAAUAUGAUUCCACCUCAAGAUGCCAUCUCAAUGUGCCAGGACCAAGAGGAGAAAAAAUACUUGACGGGUGAGCAUGGACAGUCUUGUGCCAAAAUGCUUGUGAAUCGAGCUCUAGGCCGCUGGAGGCAGCGUAUGCUUCGAGCAGAUAAUACUAGUGCCAUAGUAAUCUGCAUCUCUCCAGGAGUGGGCACUCAGGGAGAUUUCACCAAUGAAGACGAGCUCUAUCUGAACCUGACUGAUAGCCCUUCCUAUAAUAGUCAAGAAACCUGCGUGAUGACUCCUUCUCCGUGUUCUACACCACCAGUCAAGUCACUGGAGGAGGACCCAUGGCCAAGGCUGAACUCUAAGGACCACAUACCUGCCCUUGUUCGUAGUAAUGCCUUCUCAGAGAAUUAUUUAGAAGUCCCAGCUGAGAUAGCUCGAGGGAAUGUCCAGGCUGCAGUCAUAUCCUCAAAAGAUCCAGAGCCACUUGAAGAAAAUUGCACUAAAGCCCUGACUUUAAGGAUACAUGAUUCUUUGAAUAAUAGCCUGUCAGUUGGCCUUGUGCCUACCAAUUCAACAAACACCAUCGUGGACCAAAAAAAUUUAAAGAUGUCGAUCCCAGGUCAAGUGAAAGCUCAAGAAGUUGAAAGAACCCCUCCAACAAACUUCAAAAGGACAUUAGAAGAAUCCAACUCUGGCCCUCUUGUGAAGAAGCAUAGACGAAAUGGUUUAAGUCGAAGUAGCGGUGCUCAGCCUGCAAGCCUCCCCACAAACUCACAGCGAAAGAACUCUGUUAAACUUACCAUGCGACGCAGACUUAGGGGCCAGAAGAAAAUUGGAAAUCCUUUACUUCACCAGCACAGGAAAACUGUUUGUGUUUGCUGAAAUAUAUCUGGAAUUUUUUUUUUUCCAAACUUCUAAGAGGGCUUUUUGAAUUUGGUGCCGAAGUUGAACUUUUUUUAAGGGGACAAAAUAAAAAUAGUAUACAGUU
Balaenoptera musculus (blue whale) is the source of this 2147-nucleotide messenger RNA. It is a transcript of the gene PPM1D, whose product is annotated as protein phosphatase, Mg2+/Mn2+ dependent 1D. Gene Ontology annotation, molecular function: mitogen-activated protein kinase binding; protein serine/threonine phosphatase activity; cation binding. Lineage: Eukaryota; Metazoa; Chordata; Mammalia; Artiodactyla; Balaenopteridae. The transcript is spliced from 6 exons. The coding region runs from base 224 to 2041 and encodes 605 amino acids. Gene Ontology annotation, cellular component: cytosol; nucleus. The record is from RefSeq and is a predicted model, not a curated record. Gene Ontology annotation, biological process: protein dephosphorylation.